ACAGCCUGGUCCUGACAAACUGCUGCUUCAGCACUGACAGCCAGCUCUUUCACAGGCCGCCACUGAAGCAGAAACCCUAAACACAAGGCCAAGGUGGAAAGUACGUUUACUCCAGUACUGUACAAUUUAGUACAAUUUUGAGCAGUCAAGAUGUUCCCGUGCUGUUGGCUUGCUCUGGUGGCUUUAAUCCCCAUGACCUUAAGCACUAAUCCUGGGGUAAAGGUCAAACUAACAGAAAAAGGCCUUGAAUAUGGCAGACAACUGGGGAUGGCUUCAAUCCAGCAGAAACUCAAAUCCAUCAAAGUCCCAGAUAUUUCAGGGACAGAGUCAGUGUCUCCCAUUGGCAAUGUCCAGUACAGCCUGUCGGAUAUGCAAAUCGUGGAUGUGGGAUUGACAAAAUCUGCGGUGGACCUGGUGCCAGGGACCGGUUUGAGACUGUCCAUUGACAACGCCUUCAUCAGUCUGCAUGGAAACUGGAGGGUCAAAUACUUCCGAAUAAUAAAGGAUAGCGGUUCUUUCGAUUUGAAUGUGAAUGGACUCACUAUCACUAUCGGCAUUGCCAUCCAGAGUGAUGAGACAGGCCGACCUGUGGUCAGUACUGUCGACUGUGCGGCCACUGUCGGCAGUGCGAGCAUAGUGUUCCAUGGUGGAGCCAGCUGGCUGUACAAUCUCUUUGAAAGCUUCAUUGACAGGGCUUUGCAAAAUGCACUGCAGAAACAGAUCUGCCCUCUGGUGGCUGAUGCAGUAUCUGAUUUGAACCCUCACUUGAAAACUCUCAAUGUUGUAGCCCAAGUGGACCAGUAUGCAGAGAUUGAAUAUUCCAUGGUGUCAUCACCCACAGUUUCAAAUUCUUCCAUAGACCUGAGCUUGAAGGGUGAAUUUUACAACAUUGGGGAGCAUCAGGAGCCUCCAUUCUGCCCCACAGCCUUUUACCUGCCACCUCAGAUCAACAACAUGUUGUACAUCGGCAUGUCUGCAUUCACCUCCAACUCUGCAGCCUUCGUCUACAACAAAGCGGGAGCCCUCAGCCUGUACAUUACCGAUGACAUGAUCCCACAAGCCUCUCCCAUCCGACUCAACACCAGAACGUUUGGAGCCUUCGUCCCGCAGAUUGCCCAACGCUUUCCAGGGCUGAUGAUGAAACUGCUGGUGAAGACGGUGAACAAUCCCACCAUCACUUUUGAACCCAACAAUGUGACAGUUCAGGCCAAUGGUACAGUGACGGCCUACGCAAUCCAGCCAAACGCCACUCUUACCCCUCUCUUUGUCCUAAACUUGGAGACCAGUGUCAGCGCCAAAGUGUUUGUCAGCACGAUGAGGCUGGCUGGAGCUGUCACCCUAAACAAAAUGGGUCUGACCCUGGGGACCAGUUACGUGGGAGAGUUUCAGGUCAAAUCCCUCGACAACAUCUUCCAAAUGGUCCUCAAAGUGGUAGUGAUACCUAAAGUGAAUGUUCAACUUGCAAAGGGAUACCCACUUCCUACACUUGGAAAGAUGAACCUAGUGAACACUCAGCUUCAGGUCCUGAAGGACUAUAUGCUGAUUGGGACAGACGUUCAGUUCACGGAUUGAAUGGCAUUUCUGGAAACUUCCAGGAUUCACUUCUACACUGGGACAUGCCACCAUAAAGACACAAACAGCCAGUACUUCUAUGUGACAGAGAAAUUUCAAAGAAACAAUCAAUGAUACCAGUAUUACUCCUAUAAGCCUGAGAAAUACACAUCUCCAGUUUGUGUUUGAUAUCACCUCAGAUUUUCAGACCAAGGUAUUUCUACAUAUAAAAUGUAGAUGAGGACAGUGAAUUUACCACAACAGUGUAAAUGCAGUCUUGUCAUAACAGGACACAGUCUGCAGUACAGGGUUUACUUUUCAUUCCCACAAACAUCUUUUUGAAAUAACAUGCUCCUUCCAAAGCAGAUCACAGAUCAGUGUCUGCUGCUGACUUUAGGCAAAUUCUUUCUCAGUUUUUGACUUUGUAACUGAUUCUGGAAAUGUAAUGAUGUAUGACAAGUUUGAGUCCCAUAAAAGAUGCCAUAACAUUAAUCACGCGCCACUGCUUCAGACAAAACAAAUCAGUCACAGUUUAUUACAAACGGAAUAAUUCACAUCAUCUGAACAGGUUUCAGUGUAUUCAGCAGUUCAAUAUGUACACACACAUGCUUGCUGUAUAAAUAACACAUUGCAGUUCUCAUAGUUCAUCUCAGCAGUCCAACGUGACUGUAGUAUGAUCAGAAUUUCCACCAAAACCCAUCCAUGUGUCUUCAAAGUCAUUCAAGAGAAGGAGGCAGGGUGCUAGUUUUCCCCUCAUCAAGCUGGUGCCGGGGCAGAGUCUCAGAGUGCUUCACCGUGCUUCUCAGGGAGCUGUGACUGAGGGCCCGCCCUCUCAGGCUCUGGGAGUUGGCCGACAAUAUCUAUAUCACAGCCACAAAACAUCAAAAAAUGAAUGAGUGAAUGAAGAAAUCUGAAGGGAAAAGAUGACCGGCAGGAAACGGUAGCUGAUUAAAGGGUAAGGUAAAAGAUUAUAAUCUUUUACCGUACCCCUGUUUUGUGAUGACUGGUGUGUCACAGCUAGACAUGAGUUGUACGUGACUUUAUUAAAGGUGUGCGUACAUUUGAA
Messenger RNA from Micropterus dolomieu (smallmouth bass), 2617 nucleotides. RefSeq names its product bactericidal permeability-increasing protein-like. Lineage: Eukaryota; Metazoa; Chordata; Actinopteri; Centrarchiformes; Centrarchidae. The record is from RefSeq and is a predicted model, not a curated record. Bases 151 to 1572 code for a protein of 473 amino acids. The transcript has 17 exons. Gene Ontology annotation, molecular function: lipid binding.